Homarus americanus (American lobster) is the source of this 2308-nucleotide messenger RNA. RefSeq names its product solute carrier organic anion transporter family member 74D-like. The transcript has 11 exons. Lineage: Eukaryota; Metazoa; Arthropoda; Malacostraca; Decapoda; Nephropidae. Bases 170 to 2239 code for a protein of 689 amino acids. Gene Ontology annotation, molecular function: protein binding. Gene Ontology annotation, cellular component: membrane. The record is from RefSeq and is a predicted model, not a curated record. Gene Ontology annotation, biological process: transmembrane transport; sodium-independent organic anion transport.
UGAUGUGGAACGUUUGGUGGCCCUGGCAAGCACCACCACUGUCACCACCUUCCAGUUAUCCUCCAACAGUGACACCAACAACACCUCCUCCUCCUCCUCCUUCAGCCUCCACACCGCCACCCCCCAGCCUGCCUCUGCCUCCUGUCAUCCCGCACAUAAUCUGGUAGUGAUGGUGUGGCUCCUUGCCUCUAUACUCAAUGGUGUGGGCAGUUCCGUCAUCUUUACCAUAGGAAUACCAUACCUGGACGAUGCCAUCAACAAACAUGACUCACCACUCUAUCUCGCUGUCAUCAUCUCCACGGGUGUGUUUAGUCCUCUGGUCGGCCUCUCUCUGUCAGCCCUUACCUUCAACAUUCACGUCUACCCGGGCCACUAUCCAGGUAUGGGUGUCGGGGAGCAGGGCUGGGUAGGAGCUUGGUGGAUUGGUCAGCUUGGGUUUGCUUUGGUGAUGCUGACCUUAGGCUGCGUCCUACUCACGUAUCCCAGGACACUAGGGAAGGCGACCACCGACACACAACACAGGCCAAGGAGCAGGAUGACCACGACCACAGACAUAGAUGUGACGGUGGCAGAGAUGGUGAGUACAUCAGUGGUGCCUUGUGACCCCCCGCCACACACCACCCACACACACUACCCCCCUCCAGCCCCAAGCAAUAAUAAUGAUGAAGCACCUGAAGUCACAGACGAGGAGUAUAGUAUAGAGGAGAUAGAUCCUGUAGGAGGGUACGCGAUGGAUGAGAGAGACAGCGGGUACUCCAUGGAAGAACUGGAGAACGGGGACGUGAGUGACGAGAGGCUCAGUCACUGUGUGGUGGAGGAAGGCAGCACACACACCCAACACAGGACCUUGGACCAGGAUGUACCCAACAACACUGACGUCAAGUCGAAGGAAAUUAUAUUUGGACUCAAAGAGGUGUGGUCGACCCUUGUGAGACUGUUGAGGAACAAGGUGGUUGUGUACACCGUCUGCAGUGACUUCUUCCUGGUGCUGGCCACCUCCGCUGUCGUUGUUUGGCUGCCCAAGUACAUCCAUCAUCAGUUCAGGGUCACCCAGACUAACUCCUCCUUCUACACCGGUAUCUGUGGGACAUCUUCAGCCAUCGUGGGUGUAGGUGUGGGCGGGGUGUGGGUGAGGCGGUGCCGCCCGCGAGCCAAGACACUAGCCCUGGUGAUGGCUGCUUGUAUGGCUCUCCAGGCCGCUUGCCUCCUACCACUGACCUUUGUGUCCUGUGGCUUCGAUGAUGAUCACCCGGGUGUGUUGACCCCUGACCUCAGAAGUAUAGAGCUUCACCGUGGGUGUAGUGAGGGGUGUAGGUGUGUAGCCGCCAAAGUAUCACCAGUGUGUGUACAGGACGGACCCAUCACACUCUCCUAUUACUCCCCAUGUCAUGCUGGGUGUCCUCCUCCUUCCCCUCACACCAUCACCCACCGUAACACCUUCGUAAACUGCACGUGUGGGAGCGCAGCGGCUAAGGUGAGUGAGGGAUACUGUCGCCACACCUGCCCCUCCUUCAUGCUGUACAACGUGGUCACCUGUAUCACCAAGUCCCUCCUCCCAGCGGUGGUCAUCGGCAGCCUCCUCAUCACCCUCAGGUGUGUAGCCAUGCAGGACAAGCCAGCCGUAUUAGGUAUUAAGAGCACAGUCAUGUCCCUGGCAGCCAUGACCAGUCCAUUUGUGGUGGACACUAUAAUGGAUUCCUCUUGUCUGAUGUGGGAGGUAGCAUGUGGCGCCCAGACCUCCUGUUCCCUCUACAACACCACUGACUUCAGGUACAAAUUCCACGGACUGGCCUGCGUAGUCUUCGUUCUAAGUACCUUCUUCACCCUGCUGGUCUCAAAACAGGUUAAACAUCUCGAACUCUUGGAGGAGACACAUUACAACUUGCCGUCUUUCUCUUUCUUUGACGGUGGAACGAGAAACAGUCCAACCAUCAGGAGAAGUUUCCGUAAAAUGUCGAGGCUAGCGGCAGGUAGAAGGUCCUCUGGUAAAUGGAAGGUCCCCACGAUGAACCACACUCACACAGGAGAUGACGGUAGAGAUAGGGAGCUUACACAACAAGAAAAGGGUGUGAGAGAUGAAGGAAGUGUGAGAGAUGAAGGAAGUGUGAGAGAUGAAGGAAGUAUGAGAGAUGGUGUGAGAGAUGAAGGAAGUAUGAGAGAUGAAGAGGUCCAGAACGUAGAGCCUGUGAUCAUGUAUUCUAUUCUGCCGUCGAUGGUGAUGAAGACUACAGGUGUAUAGUUGUCUGAAAUGGACACAACAGAAAUUAGAAUAAGAUUUUUUUUUUACAACCAAAGAUGUAUAAUGACC